CUCAUUAAUUUCCUUUCUGCAGCCAGCCCUCCACGAGUUCUCUCCAUGGCAGAAUUACUAGAAACAGCACAAGAAGUUUCUAAAAUGACCAUUGCACACGAGAUUGUGGUGAACCGUGACUUCAAGUUGCAAGAGGUCAACUUCUCACCAAACAGCCUGGAAAGCCGAGUGAAGGAGACAUUGCACAAAGCUUUCUGGGACAGUCUGAAAGAACAGCUUGCUGCUAGUCCACCAGACUACACACACGUGAUCCAACUGCUUCAGGAAAUUAAAGAGACCAUACUGUCACUGUUGCUGCCACGGCACAGCCGUCUGCGGGGCCAGAUUGAAGAAGCCCUGGAUAUGGAGCUGAUCAGACAGGAGGCUGAGCAUGGGGCUCUUGACAUCCCCAAUCUCACCAUGUACAUCUUAGGUACAAUGGCGAUGCUGUGUGCACCUGUUCGAGACGAGGAAGUGCAGAGACUACGGGGUGUGACAGACCCAGUUCAGUUGCUCAGGGAGAUUUUCCGGGUGCUAGACCUGAUGAAAAUGGACAUGGUGAAUUUUACCAUCCAGAGCCUCCGGCCCCAUCUGCAGGAUCACUCCGUCCAAUAUGAGCAGAAGAAAUUCCAGGAGCUCCUUGUCAAGCUGCCCAGUGAGCGUGUGGGGAAGGAGGGAGAAGACAGCCUGGAUCACACAACUGAGUGGUUACACAAAGCAGCAGCAGAAGUCUCUGCAUCAUCUUUGUCAUCCCCAUCCCAUCCUGAGGUCCAUGGAUCACCCGCUCCACUGUCACAGGGGGCUGUCAACAGGAGCUCAUCUACACCAAGUCCCAUGUCUGUGUUAAACCAAGGAUACAUGAAUCUGCUCCGCUGGGAGCCAGGCAUAGAGAAAUACCCUGAGACUCUGUUGAUGGACCAAGCCCGGCUGCAGGAGGUACAGUUGCAAGUGAAUCAGCUAACAAUCAUAGCUGCAGUCCUGCUAGUGUCCAGCAGUGUGUGUGGAAGCGCCUUGUUCAGCUCGCCUGGGUUUGGAGAAGCUUUGCUGGACAUCAGCAAUCAUGUGCACCAGGAAGUUAGUGAAUCUCUCUUGCAAGUGGGUUACCCUGCUUUCACCAGCGAUAAAUCUGCUUCCCUUAAAGGCCAGAUAAGGAGCAUUGCAGAGGAGGACAAUGCUGUGCGGAGCGUAAUUGAGCAGCGGAUCCAUUCAUUUCUCAGCCUUCAUCUGUCUCCUAGUGCCCAGAACUCUCGCAGUCUCCCAAAAGGCCUUGCUCCAAUUCAGGAAGAACUGCUGGAAGUUAGCCACAGAUUUGGCAGUGUGAUUUAUCACAACAGGCAGGUGUAUGGACCCUACUACCUGGCAAUUCUAAAAAAGGUUGUUCUCCCAGGAGCAGAGCCAGAAGCCGGAAUAGAUUCUUUCUAACUCUUACAGAAAGCACCACAGGCACUGGGGCCAGAAGGGAGGAGGACUCAGCUAGUUUUCAGACUCAUGCUUUGGCUUGUAAAGUCUGUUAUAGCCAACUAAACAGCUGUCCUGUUCUCUGCAGCAGCAUCCAAAGCACUUCUGCAGCUGGGCCACCAUAGCUGCUGGGGACAGUUACAUAAAUACCACUGGCCAUUUCCCAAUUUGUCUGAAUAAACCUUUAAACUAAAAAAAA
Molecule: messenger RNA, 1636 nt
Organism: Chrysemys picta bellii (western painted turtle)
Lineage: Eukaryota; Metazoa; Chordata; Testudines; Emydidae
Source: RefSeq, a predicted model, not a curated record